AUGCCUCGCCAGCAGACGCAAAUGCGCGGUCCGACGGACCGAGACCGCAAACCGGCCCCCAAAAAGAAAUCCGCCCAGAAGAAGUCAUCUGGAAAGAUGCUCAAUGCGUUUUCCAUCGCAGAAAGUGAAUUCCCGACCAAAGUGAAGAUGAGGCGGAGUCGUUUUGGAGAAGAAGAUGAACAGUUCAAACGCAAGCGCAACAUCGGUCGCGACCCGGAAGAUUCAGACACACCGGACAACAAGCGCCGUCGGACUGGCGAUGACGAAUCUGAGAUGGGAUCCAAUGUCGGUAGCGAUGGCGAAGGGAAUAGGUGGAGACUGGGAGAGGUUGACAGCGACGAUGACGAGGAUAUCGACAGUGACGAAGCGUUAGGCUCUAGCGACGAGGAACGGUUCGAGGGUUUCACCUUCCGUGGCAGCUCCAAGCCGAAGCAUAAGGUUCCGGAAAAGAAGAAGCGUACUCGCGAAAUCACUCUGUCGGAAGAUGUGGAUGAGUCUGAAGAAGACGACGACGACGACGACGACGAGCUAGACGACGAUGACGAUCUCGGUGAGGACGCAGUCGACUUGGCUACUGCUUGGGACAUGAACACGGCGAUGGAGGAUGAGGAGGAAGCUAAGAAUGCAAAGGCAAGAUCGAAGCAGGCGGCAGGGAGCGACGAUUCGGAAGAAUACGACAGCGGAACUGAAGAAAGCGACUCCGACGAUGACAGUGAACUAUCAUUCUCUGAAGACGAAAACGAUGGUGAUCAGCAGCAUGGCCUCGCAAAACUACAGAGCUUUGUCGACUCAAUGAACACCCAAACUGCCUCCAAACCGACUCGGAAGACGGGUGGUGGGCAAGAACAAGCGACUCCGACAGAGUUCGGCUUGACGUCUACACGCAAACUCACCGUUGCCGAUCUUCUACCUUCCAUCACGGACUCCCGGCUCAAGAGCUCAUUGAAGCACGUUGACUCAGAUGCGUCUGCGCCUAAGAAGUCAUCUGGCAUUCCUGGAAAGUUGGAUGCUCCUCUCGCAAAGCGUCAGCAGGAUCGCCUGGACCGAGCGGCUGCAUAUGACAAAAGCAAGGAAACACUCGACAGGUGGCUAGACACUGUCAAGGCCAACCGUCGGGCUGAGCAUCUCAUGUUUCCUUUACCCGACCCAGAUGCAACCCAACAACAUCGCCUGAGCGCGCCUGAGCCGCGCACCGAUCUUGAAAGCACGAUUCAGAAUAUUCUUGUUGAAAGUGGACUUGCGGAGACGAACGGAAAGUCGGCCGAGGAUCAGUUACAGGCAAUGGAAGAACUACAAGAACGCAGACUACCCAUCGAAGAGAUUCAGGCUCGUAGAGCCGAACUACGGAAGAGACGUGAUCUGUUGUUUCGGGAAGAAGUACGCGCGAAACGAAUCAAGAAGAUCAAGAGCAAGUCUUAUCGCCGGGUGCACCGCAAGGAACGCGAGAAACAGGAACUUCAGGAAAGACAAGCUCUCUUGGAAGCCGGUGUUGAUUUAGAUGAACUGGAAAGAGAAAAGAACGAGCGUCUCAGGGCGGAGGCGAGAAUGGGUUCCAAGCACAAGGAAAGCAAGUGGGCAAAGAGCUUAAAACAGACUGGUCGCACAGCUUGGGACGAAGAUGCUCGGAGGGGCACACAGGAGCAAGCCUUGCGCGAGGAAGAACUCCGUAAGAGGAUCGAAGGCAAGAGAGUCAACACCGGUGACGAAGAUUAUCUCGGCUCUUCUAGUUCUGAGUCGGAGGACGAAGAUCCCUGGGACGAAGAGGCUGCUUCAGAUGCCGAGAAGCGCAAGAUCCGCCAGAAGCUUAGCAAGCUCGAAGGAAAUGACGAAGACGAUGCAAGCGAGUACAAAGGUCCUCACGCGAACCUGAUGAAAAUGAAGUUCAUGCAGGAGGCACAGGCUGCACGCAAAGCAGAGAACGAUGCAGAGAUCCGCCGGCUCAACCGUGAAUUACAUGGUGAAGAAUCUCAAUCGGAGGCCGAGUCUGAGUCUGAAGUUGGACGGCGCAAGUUUGGCAAAUCUGAAACGGAUGUCAAGGGGAGCAAGCCCAAGGCAGCCCCUCGCAACGAGUUCGAGGAGGCUCCCGGAUCAGACGAUGAGCCAGAUGUGCACGAGGUAGACGAGGACGUGAAGAUCGUCCUCGACCGCCCACAGAAGAAAGGACAGGCUCCCAAGAACAACAAGACCAACGCCCGGCCCUUGAGCCAGGUUGCAGAACGCGAAGAAUCCCCAGUGGAGGAAAACCCGUGGUUGGUGCAAACUACUCGGAACAAUCGCCGGGUGACAGCCGACGACACUCAACAGACUGUCGACAUCACGCUUGAAGAUGCUAAACCAAGUGAUGCUGGUGCUAAGGGUGUUUCCAAAGUCCAAAAGAAAGCUGUCGUCCCAAGCAAGAAUCCCGACGCUGAUGAAUACGACAGCGAGGAAGACAGUGUACCAGUGCUGCUCAAAAACCACGACCUCGUGAAGAGGGCUUUCGCGGGAGAUGAGGUUGUCCAGGACUUCGAGCAGGAGAAGCUUGAUACCAUCAAGGAAGAAGAUGACCAGGUCAUUGACAAUACACUGCCCGGCUGGGGCAGCUGGGCUGGUGAUGGGAUCAGUAAGAAGCAACAGAAGCGCCAGAAACGUUUCUUGACCAAGGUCGAGGGCGUGAAACCUGAAGACCGGAAAGAUGCCAAGCUAUCCCGAGUCAUUAUCAACGAGAAACGAGUCAAGAAGAACAACAAGUAUAUGGCCCAACAGCUUCCUCACCAAUUCGAGAACAAACAGCAAUACGAACGGUCUCUCCGUCUCCCUAUUGGUCCCGAGUGGUCUACCAAGGAGACUUUCCAGAGUGCCACCAAGCCUCGCGUGAUGAUCAAGCAGGGCGUCAUUAAGCCCAUGUCGAAGCCCAUGGUCUAA
This is a messenger RNA of Aspergillus saccharolyticus JOP 1030-1, 2904 nucleotides long. RefSeq names its product UTP14 family protein. The record is from RefSeq and is a predicted model, not a curated record. Bases 1 to 2904 code for a protein of 967 amino acids. Gene Ontology annotation, biological process: rRNA processing. Lineage: Eukaryota; Fungi; Ascomycota; Eurotiomycetes; Eurotiales; Aspergillaceae. The transcript has 2 exons. Gene Ontology annotation, cellular component: nucleolus; small-subunit processome.